This is a messenger RNA of Penicillium maclennaniae, 1419 nucleotides long. RefSeq lists its product as uncharacterized. Lineage: Eukaryota; Fungi; Ascomycota; Eurotiomycetes; Eurotiales; Aspergillaceae. Bases 1 to 1419 code for a protein of 472 amino acids. Gene Ontology annotation, molecular function: pyridoxal phosphate binding; transaminase activity. Gene Ontology annotation, cellular component: cytosol. The record is from RefSeq and is a predicted model, not a curated record. The transcript is spliced from 4 exons.
AUGGGUGCCUACCAACCGGACACAGCCGAUGUGGUUGUCCCCACCAUACUCGGCAAGCCUGAAGCUGACAUCUCCCGAGGGCAAAGCGGCGUUUUAUACCACCAGCUUCGUCAAAGACCUCUCAAUAUUGUCGGCGGUCGUGGAAGCUACCUCAUUACUGAAGAUGGUUUGGAGAUCUUGGACGCUACCUGCGGUGCUGCGGUGUCCUGCCUUGGCCACAGUGAGAAGCGCGUGCAAGAGGCCAUCAUGGAGCAACUACAGAAGGUUCCCUACUGCUACUCGAUGUUUUUCACCAACUCCGCUGCAGAAAGUCUCUCCAAGAUUCUGGUGGAUUCAACCGGAGGGAAGAUGACAAGGGCUUUUAUUGUAAGCUCAGGCACCGAGGCUGUGGAAGCUGCUCUGAAGAUGGCUGUUCAGUACUUCAUGGAGCUGCCUACUCCUCAGCCCCAGCGAGCCAACUUCAUCUCUCGCAAACAGUCAUACCAUGGCAACACGCUUGGUUCACUUUCGGUCGGGCAUCACGUUGGCCGUAGGGCACUUUAUGAGAAGGUCCUUGCGAAGAAUACUGGACAUGUGGCUCCUUGCUACCCAUAUCGCGGAAUGCGGUCUGAUGAGAAGGUUGAAAGCUAUGUUGCCAGGCUUGCGCAAGAAUUGGAGGAAGAGUUCCAGAGAUUGGGACCGAAUACUGUUUGCGCAUUCGUAGCGGAGACAAUGGCUGGCGCGACUCUGGGGUGUGUUCCCCCUCUACCCGGAUACCUAAAAGCAAUGAAAAAGGUCUGUGAGCGACAUGGAGCCUUGUUCAUUUUAGAUGAGGUCAUGUCUGGCAUGGGACGCACAGGAACGCUUCAUGCGUGGGAGCAGGAAGAUGUUGUUCCAGAUUUGCAGACCGUGGCCAAAGGUCUCGGGGCUGGAUAUGCCCCUAUCGCCUGCCUGCUCUUGAACAAGCAUGUUGUCGAUGCUCUGACAGAAGGCACCGGCGCGUUCUCUCACAGUCAGACUUAUCAAGGCCACCCGGUAUCCUGUGCCGCUGCGGUCAGAGUGCAACAGAUUAUCCAGGAAGACAAUCUGUUACCUAACGUCCGCGCGAUGGGUGAUUACCUUGGUCAACUUCUCCAUGAGAAGUUCGAUGAACAUCCUCAUGUUGGAGAUGUCCGUGGCAGGGGACUCUUCUGGGCUCUUGAGUUUGUUCAGGAUAAAGAAACUAAGGAGCCGUUUCCACCAGCUAAGAAGCUCGCAUGGACUAUUCAUGCUACUGGCCUCAAGCCACAGUAUGCUAUCUCUCUGAUGCCCGGUAAUGGUGGUGCUGACGGGAUUAAUGGUGAUCAUAUCUGCUUGGCGCCGCCAUACAAUACCACUCGUUCUGAGAUUGAAAUGAUUGUUGAACGCACAUUUUGUGUCAUUAGAGAGGUAUUGGGCUGA